This is a messenger RNA of Actinia tenebrosa (Australian red waratah sea anemone), 2603 nucleotides long. RefSeq names its product ATP-binding cassette sub-family C member 4. NCBI's taxonomy places the organism in Eukaryota, Metazoa, Cnidaria, Anthozoa, Actiniaria, Actiniidae. Gene Ontology annotation, cellular component: membrane. Gene Ontology annotation, molecular function: ATP binding; ATP hydrolysis activity; ABC-type transporter activity. The record is from RefSeq and is a predicted model, not a curated record. Gene Ontology annotation, biological process: transmembrane transport.
AAAAAAUAUCCAAGAAAAGAAAUUCCCUAUACUCCAUCGUCGUAAUGUCUCCAUCUCAGAAGUCACAAUCUGAAUAUGUUCAACCUGGACUUUUUCAUCGUCUAUUUUUUACUUGGUGGCUUGGUCUUCUCAAGUUAGUGGCUCAAAGACCUCUAACCCCUGAAGAUCUUUAUCCACUGCCAGAUGAAUAUAAGGCAGAAAACCUGGUUCAACGACUUGAAAAAACUUGGUCACAAGAACUAAACGACGCAAACACAGAUGGCAGACGGCCCAAACUAUGGAAAGCUAUUCUUCGUGUCUUGCCAAUGAAACACUAUUUAAAAACGGCGACCUUGGGACUGGCAGAAGUGUUCGCGUUGUAUGCGCUAAUAUUCUUUCUUUGGCUGUUUUUUGAAUAUCUGCAAGGCGAAUCGCAUAUGGAGAAGUGGCAUCCUCCUGUUAUUGUAUUAGGUAUUGGUCUUUGCAGCUAUCUCAGGGCGUUUACCUUCCGUCAUAGUAUAUAUGUUACCUUAAACAUUGGCAUGCAGCUAAAGGUAGCUGUAAUUGGGAUCGUCUACAAACCGAUUCUUUUAAUGACAGACAGUGGUAUACAAAGAGCUACCUCAGGGGCGAUCAUGAACCUAAUAUCCAACGAUGCACAACGAAUGGAAGAGCUAAUAUAUACAUUUUUAUUGACUGUCAGUGGCUUUUUGUCAAUUCUAACUGGAUUUCUUCUAUUGUGGGCACUAGUUGGUUGGCAGUCUUUAUCAGGAACAUUGGUUUUAGUUCUAUUUUUAAUCAUUCAAACUGGUUUACUAAAUGCUUAUGGAAAAUUACGCUACAAGCAAAAACAAGCAACUGACCAUCGUCUAGCAGCAGUCAAGGACGUCAUUUCAGGAAUACGAGCUGUCAAGAUGCAUGCAUUGGAAUGGAAAUUCAGCGAUAGAAUCAUGUCUUUGAGAAGAAACGAAGUUAUUCAGCUUCGUCUCCUUGGUGCAUUCUCCGCCCUCCCGGGUUCACAGAUCUUGACACUGCCGCUGCUGGCAACGCUUGUAUCUAUUGCAACGUUAAUCUACUCCAGUGUUCUUACCAAUGUGGUCAAUGUCUUCACUGUAGUUUUAAUGUAUAGUGUAAUAGGAAUGGAUGUUGCCUUCUCGUGUAACUAUAAUUUAAUAGAACUGGCACAUAGUUUUACAUCUAUAAAGAGAAUACAAGAAUUUCUCAUGAUCUCGAGAGAUUCGUGGAACCACCAGACUAUCAAACAUCAGAAAACCAUAUCGCUGAAGGCGGGCCUCAUAAAUCGUCUCAAUGACAUUUUCUGUGAGAGGAUAGUUCUAAAACAGUCCAAUACAUGCACAGCGUAUUCUUUGUUAAACAAUGAUGUUAGUUACAAUAGCAAGGAAGAUGUGCCAAAUGAUGUCACUGAAGGUAUUGCACCAAAUGUCACAGUUAAGAAGAUGUCAGCAGGCUGGUUUGAAGAUGACGAACAGUGUACCUUGCAUGAUAUUUCCUUUAGUACAGAACCAAACCAGUUGCUAAUGGUUACAGGACCUGUGGGGAGUGGCAAGUCCACGUUAUUAAUGGCUAUCUUAAGAGAGAUUCCUAUCAAGUCGGGAAAUAUCUCUACACACGGAAUAAUCGCUUAUGUCAGUCAAUAUCCCUGGAUAUUCACUGGAACAGUACGCGAUAAUAUACUCUUUGGACAAAAGUUUGAUAAACACAGAUAUCAAAGAGCCAUAGAUGUUUGUGACCUUAAUGAAGAUAUCGGCCAUUUUCCCAAAGGAGACAUGAGUUUGACUGGGCAGCGAGGCGUCACUUUGAGUGGUGGUCAACGUGUACGUGUUAGUUUAGCACGAGCAGUCUACUAUAAUGCUGAUGUUUAUUUGCUUGAUGAUCCACUGAGCGCUUUAGACGUCAAGGUUGGUAGAUACGUCCUGGAUGAAUGUAUCUGUAAUCAUCUGUCAAGUCGGAUACGAAUUCUAGUGACGCAUCAACUUCAACAUCUCCACCGAGCUGACAAAAUCUUGUUGAUGAAAGAAGGUCGUUUAAUGACUCAGGGCUCGCAUAAACAGCUUAUCAGUGAGGGUUUGAUUGGAGAUGUUGUGGAAUAUGAUUCAAAAACAGAUAACUUGAAAGAAAACACAGGGGAGGAGGUGAAAGUGAAGUUUAACACACUCAUACAAAACUCUUGUAGAGAUAUGGAAGAGGAGGAUGAAGAUAGACAACUGGGAACAGUAACGUGGCAGGUUUAUUGGAAGUAUCUGAGGUCAGGACUACAUCCUGUGCUGUUAACGUGCUUUGCAUUGUUUUAUCUGGCAGUCCAAGGAAGCAUACUGGCUCCGCAGUUGUGGCUUUCMCGAAUWGUCAAAUUACCAAAACAUCAACAGAAGGGCUUUGAAGCUCUUGGAAUGCUCGCUAUACUUGUUACUGUUGCUUUUGUCUUGUGUUAUUCAAGACAGCUGUUGCUCUACAACAUCUUAGUCAAUGCUUCCAAGAACCUUCAUGACAAGAUGACUCUGGCAGUUUUGAAGGCUCCUGUCUUGUUCUUYGAUACAAACCCUCUAGGACGAAUAAUCAAUCGUUUCUCGAAAGACAUUGGUUACAUGGAUAAUUUGAUGCCUGRA